Molecule: messenger RNA, 2592 nt
Organism: Pantherophis guttatus
Lineage: Eukaryota; Metazoa; Chordata; Lepidosauria; Squamata; Colubridae
Gene: PARP2
Product: poly(ADP-ribose) polymerase 2
Biological process (GO): double-strand break repair; protein poly-ADP-ribosylation
Cellular component (GO): nucleolus
Molecular function (GO): NAD+ poly-ADP-ribosyltransferase activity; zinc ion binding
Source: RefSeq, a predicted model, not a curated record
GUUUGCAGUAAAAUAAACCUUGUUAAGAAAUAGACGGGGUCGAGGGUAGGCGCGUUUUGGUGGCUUGUUGGGGAUUUGGGAAUAGGAGUCAAGCAAAGAAAAGUGGGGAGAGGAGCAAAAAAUGCAUGCUUAAGGUUUCCCGGUGGACUGAAUAGGUUUCAAGGAUGAAGAGGAAGCGAAUGACUUCCAGAGUCCAGCCUGACGAGGCAGGGACUCAACCUGACCUGCGCUGGGAACACGAGAUCAGUGGCAACCAAUGGCAGGUAUUCCCACCUGAGCAGAGUGAGAUCCUGAGCCAAGCAAUUCGGGCACAGAAACUGGCCGAAAACUUAGGAGACGACCAAGUGGACCUGUGCAGGAUGUUGCUGCGGAACAAGGAGAGCGGCCUGGAGAACCGUGUCCGUGUGGCUGUCUGUGAUCAGAAAUCCUAUUUCGUCUGGCAAUGGGAAGGAGACCAGGAAAAUGAGUGGAUUCCAUACCCUGCUGCUACCUGCUUGGAUUUACAGGCAGCCAAAAAUGGUGACCGGGAACCCACAGUGGACUUGACAUUCGGUCAGAAAUGCUACAAGCUGGACACGGCCCGCAUGGUGCAGACAAACCAGCAGACUAAAUUUGAACGUCGGAUGGAAUACAAGGAGUCAGAUGCAACAGAGGCAGAGGUGGGAUCCCUGCUGAGCAGCAGUGAUUUGGAGGCCAGUACAUUGGUUCCUGCUAAGAAGUCCCAGACUGAAUUAGAUGCCCCUACAUCUCGGGGGCAAGGAGAUGGGAUGGAGGCAGUAAAAACAUUGACCGUGAAGGGAAAAGCUCCGGUUGACCCAGAGUGCAAAGCCAAACUGGGAAAAGCUCAUGUUUAUUGCGAAGGAGAUGACAUUUAUGACGUGAUGUUGAAUCAGACAAACCUUCAAUUCAACAACAAUAAAUAUUAUCUCAUACAACUGUUGGAAGAUGACAAUGCACAAAGUUACAGUGUCUGGAUGCGCUGGGGGCGCGUGGGUAAGUCUGGCCAGAACUCCCUCGUUCCUUGCUCUGGAGAUUUAGCAAAAGCCAAAGAAGUGUUCGCCAAAAAGUUCCUAGACAAAACCAAAAAUGAAUGGGACAAACGGGCUAACUUCCAGAAGGUCGCAGGCAAAUAUGAUCUUCUUCAUCUGGACUUUGAAGCCAAAGAUGCUAAGAAUUCAGGAGCUGCCCCCGAGAACACAGUCUCCAAACCCCCGCCGGUUUCCCAGCUGGACCUAAGGUUGCAGGCUUUGGUAGAACUGAUAUGUAAUAUUCGCACGAUGGAGGAAAUGGUGAUCGAGAUGAAGUACGACACCCGAAAAGCUCCAUUAGGAAAGCUGACAGCUGAACAGAUCAAGGCAGGGUACCGGUCAUUACAGAAAGUGGAAGCUUGUCUGAAGCGGAGUCAGACUGGUUCUGUCCUGCUGGAAGCUUGCAAUGAAUUCUACACACGGAUCCCCCAUGAUUUUGGGCUGAAAACACCACCACUUAUAAAGACAUUAAAGGAACUCCAAGACAAGGCACAGCUGCUGGAGGCUCUCGGUGAGAUCCGUAUUGGUAUCAGACAUAUGCAAUCAGAACAAUUGGAUCUGGAACAUCCUUUGGACCGGAGCUACAGGAGUCUUGACUGUGAACUCCAACCCUUGGAAAAGGCCAGCGAUGUUUUCCAGGUACUGGAGCGCUACUUGCUCUCCACCCAUGCUCCCACCCACAAGAAUUACACGAUGACCCUGAUCGAGGCCUUUGAAGUGAACAAAAAAUGCUCAGAAGCCACCUUCCGUUUUGACCUGCCCAAUAGGAUGCUGCUGUGGCACGGAUCUCGGCUGGGUAACUGGGCAGGGAUCUUGAGCCAGGGGUUACGUGUGGCACCACCAGAAGCUCCCGUCACAGGCUACAUGUUUGGAAAAGGCAUUUACUUUGCGGACAUGUCCUCUAAGAGUGCCAAUUACUGUUUUGCCACUCGCGAGAAAGAUAUCGGCUUCCUCCUGCUGUCAGAGGUUGCUCUAGGAGAAUGCAAUGAACUGUUGGAGGCCAACCCAGAAGCAGAAAAAUUACCAGUCAGCAAACACAGUACCAAAGGCCUUGGCAAAAUUGCCCCAUCCGGUCGUGUUUCUUUGCAUGGUGCAAUUGUUCCCGUGGGCCCAGCUAAAGAAACCGGGAUAUCAAACUCUAAUGGCUACACCCUGAAUUAUAAUGAGUUUGUGGUCUAUGAUCCCUGCCAGGUGCGUAUGAAGUACCUUCUCAAGGUGCGCUUCAAUUUUACGCAGCUUUGGUGAACGGAGAAAAAAACUCAGAGAAAGACUGGCAUAAGAAUGACAUCUUGAAGCACAGAUGGUUUUCUUUUGAGAUGGAUGCUUUCUACCUGAGAGACUGAAGAGCUGACGCCGACUUUGUUUUGCAGUUAGAAAACUUUUGUGUUUUAAUUUACAUUUCUGUUAACGAAGUUGGCUCCUGACUGACAAAAAAGAUGCCGUGAAGGAAAGCUAAUCCUCAGGGUUUCUAGUUGGUCAUUAUUUUGGGGGGGGGACGAUCUGCAGAUUCUGGUAGAAGUACAGCAAUUGCUUGAAAUUUUUGUAAAAUAAAAGAAUAAAUGUC